Rangifer tarandus platyrhynchus (Svalbard reindeer) is the source of this 1335-nucleotide messenger RNA. The record is from the annotation of a GenBank genome assembly. NCBI's taxonomy places the organism in Eukaryota, Metazoa, Chordata, Mammalia, Artiodactyla, Cervidae.
AUGUCGGUCAGUGCGAGAUCCGCUGCUGCUGAGGAGAGGAGCGUCAACAGCAGCACCAUGGGUGAGUCUCAGCUUUGGGCCGUCGCGACUCGGAAGAACCUUGAAGGCUAUGUGGGAUUUGCCAAUCUCCCAAAUCAAGUAUACAGAAAAUCAGUGAAGAGAGGUUUUGAAUUCACACUUAUGGUUGUGGGUGAGUCUGGACUGGGAAAGUCAACAUUAAUCAACUCAUUAUUCCUCACAGAUUUGUAUUCUCCAGAGUAUCCAGGUCCUUCCCAUAGAAUAAAAAAGACUGUACAGGUGGAACAGUCCAAAGUUUUAAUCAAAGAAGGUGGUGUUCAGUUGCUGCUCACAAUAGUCGAUACCCCAGGAUUUGGAGAUGCAGUGGAUAAUAGUAAUUGCUGGCAGCCUGUUAUCGACUACAUUGAUAGUAAGUUCGAGGACUACCUAAAUGCAGAAUCUAGAGUGAACAGACGUCAGAUGCCUGAUAACAGGGUGCAGUGUUGUUUAUACUUCAUUGCUCCUUCAGGACAUGGACUUAAACCAUUGGAUAUUGAGUUUAUGAAGCGUUUGCAUGAAAAAGUGAAUAUCAUUCCACUUAUUGCCAAAGCAGACACACUCACGCCAGAGGAAUGCCAACAGUUUAAGAAACAGAUAAUGAAAGAAAUCCAAGAACAUAAAAUUAAAAUAUAUGAAUUCCCAGAGACAGAUGAUGAAGAAGAAAAUAAGCUUGUUAAAAAGAUAAAGGACCGUUUACCUCUUGCUGUGGUAGGUAGUAAUACUAUCAUUGAAGUUAAUGGCAAAAGGGUCAGAGGAAGGCAGUAUCCUUGGGGUGUUGCAGAAGUUGAAAACGGUGAACAUUGUGAUUUUACAAUUCUAAGAAAUAUGUUGAUAAGAACACAUAUGCAGGACUUGAAAGAUGUCACUAAUAAUGUACACUAUGAGAACUACCGGAGCAGAAAACUGGCAGCUGUGACUUAUAAUGGAGUUGAUAAUAACAAGAAUAAAGGGCAGCUUACUAAGAGCCCGCUUGCACAAAUGGAAGAAGAAAGAAGGGAACAUGUAGCUAAAAUGAAGAAGAUGGAGAUGGAGAUGGAACAGGUGUUUGAGAUGAAGGUCAAAGAAAAAGUUCAAAAACUGAAGGACUCUGAAGCUGAGCUCCAACGGCGCCAUGAGCAAAUGAAAAAGAAUUUGGAAGCACAGCACAAAGAAUUAGAGGAAAAGCGUCGUCAGUUUGAAGAUGAGAAAGCAAACUGGGAAGCCCAACAACGUAUUUUAGAACAACAGAACUCUUCAAGAACCUUGGAAAAGAACAAGAAGAAAGGGAAGAUCUUUUAA